AUGUGUGGCGGACUGCCUUUUUCUACCCUGAUUUCUGUGAACGCCAUUACAAAUCCGUGCUGGGACAGGCUGGUGAAGAAUUUCGACGAACGACUACAUUGGCCAACACGAAAAUACAUUGCUCGCCAUAUGAUACCGGAAUACGAUCGCGUAUACGUGGAUCUGCUGAAGAAAGAGCUAGAGUUCGUCGAUUUUGUGGCCAUCAACUGCGAUAUCUGGAGUAGCAAGAAACAGCGCGGCUACCUGGGCGUGACUGUUCAUUUUAUUGACUCGUCGUGGAACUUGCGGAAUCAUUUACUUGCGUGCACGCGCUUUGAAGGAAAACACGGAGCGGAGGAAAUUUUCAAACUGGUGAUUGAAAUACUGGAGAAAUUUAAUAUUCGAAAAAAAGUGAUUUACGUGGGCACUGAUAAUGGUGGCAACGUUGUAAAAGCUUUUGAAGACUGGAUGCCUGGUUUUAUGGAAGGGUUCUGUGAUGAGAAUAAUACGGACGAUGGUCCCAUUGAAGCAGUAGGCAAUGAGGAGCACGAUAUCGACUACCUUAGUCCCGAGGAUUUGGAUUCGGAUUCCACUUUAGCGAAGGAUGUAUGCGGUCUGCUAGAGCAAGAGUGUGUUAUCAACGGUAGAUCGAUUCAGUUGCGAUGUGUCGCCCAUACCAUGCAGCUGUGUUUGAAAAACCCAGUAAAAAAUUGUGGAAAGUUGAACGCCGUAAUUGAGAAACUCGCAAAGAUCGUUAGUUCCGCGAAGAAGUCUCCGCAGCAAACGGAGCAGAUUGUGAAAGUCUUUGGACGUGAAUUCACCAGCCGCUGCGUUACCCGGUGGAACACUAACUACAAGAUGGUUCAGGUUGCAGUGAAGUACAACUGGGAAAAAGAUGGACUGAUAUUUAAAGAAAAGCACCGACUCACUACUGAAGAUGUGCGAAUUCUGCAAGAUUUUAUCAACGUGACGAGCACAUUUGAGCAGUUGUUUCUUAAACUGCAGAGCGCGAGUUAUCCCACCGUAUGUCAAGUUAUUCCGGCCGUUUACCUUCUGCGCAGAAAUCUUCAGACAUAUGCUGAUAAUCCGGCUAGCCUGCUGAAGUUGUAUGCUCGCGAUCUACUCACCGAAGUUAAUACUCGAUUCUGUAAUACUGAAAGUGACAGUGUUUAUAUUGCGGCAUUAUUCCUGGAUCCGAAUUAUAAAGCUGAACUGUGCGAUUGUGGGUUUGGGACGUUAACGGCGACCGAGAUGAAAGCGGUAGUGAUUGGCAUGAUGGAGCGAGUGAACUUGAAUAUUUCGCCUGUGGAAGAGCCUGUGCCACUGCCGUCAACAUCGUCAAACCUGUUCUCCGUUUUGAAAAAGCCGAAAUUAUCUGCAACUUUACAAACUUCUGCCGGUCAAGUCCUCAGCGUGAUUGCAGAGUAUGAGAUGUAUAUGUGCGAAAUCGAUCAGUCUUUCGGCGUCGAAGUGAAUCCUCUUGUCUACUGGAAAUCUAAAGCUGAUAAAUACAAACGUUUAUCCCGGAUUGCUCAACAAAUACUGUGCGCUCCCGCAACGACAGCAGGAGUGGAGCGGAUUUUUAGUGUCGCCGGAUACUUGCUUUCUGAACGUAGACUUCGUACGACGGAUUACAAUUUCGAAACACUAUUGUUUUGCAGUCUGAAUCGUGAUCUAAAGCAGCGUGGUGAUAAGCGAACCAGUGAUGAGAUUUCUCGGUAG
Messenger RNA from Paramacrobiotus metropolitanus, 1701 nucleotides. RefSeq names its product E3 SUMO-protein ligase ZBED1-like. The record is from RefSeq and is a predicted model, not a curated record. The transcript has 4 exons. NCBI's taxonomy places the organism in Eukaryota, Metazoa, Tardigrada, Eutardigrada, Parachela, Macrobiotidae. The coding region runs from base 1 to 1701 and encodes 566 amino acids. Gene Ontology annotation, molecular function: protein dimerization activity.